Molecule: messenger RNA, 2892 nt
Organism: Columba livia (rock pigeon)
Lineage: Eukaryota; Metazoa; Chordata; Aves; Columbiformes; Columbidae
Gene: FAABTP
Product: transmembrane protein 19
Exons: 7
Coding region: 202-1290 (362 amino acids)
Cellular component (GO): membrane
Source: RefSeq, a predicted model, not a curated record
UCUCCGCUGAGGGGAAAACUGCGCGGGCAGCGAGAGUGACGGGCCGCAGGAGCGCCGCUGCGGCGGGGAGGGGAGGGCACAGCGCGGGUGCGGCCGCAGUGGGACCAAGUCCGGCCCAGAGCACGGUGCAGGCCGCUACCGCUCUGCCUCUCCCGCCGGCAGAGCUGCAGGCCGCAGCAGGCGGCGGCCGGGCGAGCGAGCAUGCGCGGAGCGGCGGCGGGGCGGGAUGGUGCCGGCGCUGGUGGGACGGUGGAGCAGGUGUUGUCCUUCUGGCUUCCUGUGUUCUAUGAGCCGGAGGAUUUCUUCAGAGACUACCUCAAGAUGAUGGCGAAUAUCGUCAUCCUGAACUUGAUCAUUUGUAUCUCUCUGGCUUUCUGGAUCGUGUCCAUAACUGCAAGUACGUACUACGGUACUUUACAGCCCAUUUCUCCAUGGCGCUUGCUUUUUUCGGUCUUGGUUCCACUAGUGAUUGCUACACAGGGUUUUAGGAAGAAGAGUCUAGAUCACAGUGGUGCAUUGGGAGGAUUGGUAGUUGGAUUUAUCCUUACAGUUGCAAAUUACAGUUUCUUCACUUCUUUGCUUGUAUUUUUUGUUACUUCUUCAAAACUUACUAAAUGGAAAAAAGAUAUAAAGAAGCAAAUAGAUUCAGAAUACAAAGAAGGUGGACAGAGGAACUGGGUGCAAGUAGUCUCUAACGGUGGUGUUCCUACUGAGCUGGCUCUCUUAUAUAUGAUAGAAUGUGGACCUGGUGAAAUUCCGAUAGACUUUUCAAAGGAAUACACAGCAUCGUGGAUGUGCUUAUCCCUUUUGGGAGCUUUGGCGUGCUCUGCUGGUGACACAUGGGCUUCAGAGAUUGGUAGUGUUAUGAGUAAAAGCAAGCCAAGGUUGAUAACAACCUGGAAAAAGGUUCCAGUAGGUACUAAUGGAGCAAUUACAUUAGUGGGCCUGGUCUCAAGUUUGCUUGGGGGCAUGGCCGUGGGUAUAGCCUACUUCAUAACACAGCUCAUUUUCGUGACUGAUCUGGAAUUAUCUGCUCCACAAUGGCCCGUUAUUGUGUUUGGUGCAGCAGCUGGCUUACUGGGAUCGAUUGUUGAUUCAUAUUUGGGAGCUACGAUGCAAUACAGCGGUUUUGACGAGAAUAUUGGCAUGGUUGUCAACCACCAAACGAAAGACUCCAAGCACAUAUCUGGAAAACCCAUAUUAGACAACAAUGCAGUAAAUCUUUUUUCUUCUAUAAUCAUAGCUUUGGUGCUUCCAUGUACAGCGUGGUAUUUCUGGCCCAGGCGUUGAAGUGGUUUAAGGUUUUCUGCAUGUGAUUCAUUUACGUUCUGUCUUACUCAAAGACUCCAAAGAGUUGUCUUCAAACUCUCUUGAAGAGAUGGAUGUGGAACUUUCAGAGAGCCAAAAGGCUUUCAAUCUCAACUUAAUAAGGCUGUAAGCCUCAUACAGUGGUUGACAUCUCUCAGGGCAAGGAAGGGGUUUUGUCAGUAUGCUCUUGUUGCUCUUUAAAUGGACGUAGAUCAUCGCCAAGUGAGGUGGAGCACUUCAUUUAUCCUCAUGGAGCAAAAGGGUUGACGUCUGUGUUCUCUCCAGUCCCCAGCACCUGGAAGGGCAAGAGGCUGGAAAUAGAAGUCUCAUCUACAUCCAUCAGUGUAAUGGUGUAUUGUGGCUGCUAUCCAAGCCAGACACAAAGUACACUGCCACUUUCUGUAGGCAGUGGUAACAUGGGUGAAAUGGGUAAAUUCUGGUAUUUCCCAUAAUGUAUGGUACAUAUUUUGGGGGAAGAGGGAGAGAAGGGAGAAGCCUUGUUGCCUGUUCUGUAUCCUGAUAGACAGAAUCUCUGCUUCCUUGAGAACAGGGUUGGCAAAAGUGAUGCCACUACAUAAUGUUUGAAGAAAAAGGCUAAAUUUGAAAUAAAAACUCAGUAGUUUUUCCAGUAAGAAUAAUAAAUUUGGCUGUGCUGUUUUGACAUAUUUAUUUCCAAACUAAUGAUAUUUAUGAAGAUUGUCAAUACUGUGGUACUUACUAAAUUAUCUAAAAUUAGAGAUUACAGUUGUGAAUUCACGUUCAUCUCUUUAGAAACAGAAUAUUUUUUCUGUAAGCAUGGAAUUGUUCAUCAUGUUUAGUGUUCUGACCAAACUAUACUCCUUGAUUCUUUCUCAGCAAUGGAAGCGUUUCCCAUCUUGUUCAGGGUAGUUGUCCGGAGAUGAUGGCCUCAGCCAAAGAAGCUGCAGACGUUAUCCUCGCAGUGAAUGUGGAAAAAUCUCACUUAUAAACCAUUUCAAGAUGGGAAUUUAACUUCUUGUGCUCAGGCUCCUAUGUUAGGUGAUUCCAUCUUCCAUCAUUAAUUUAUAAAAGAGCUGAAAGUAGUUCAGCCAGCACAGAUUGUAUUUAGAGAUACCCUUAUAAUAACCUGUCACUGUCAACAGGUAGGGCCCAUACUGUUAACUUACAAAUUUAUUUUUAUCUUUAGAGGUGAGUAUUUUGUAUUAAGCUUCUGAUUUUUUGACAAAUGUCUUGUAUAUGUUGCCUGUCUUAAUUCACUUGUAUUGUGUGUUAUGUCACCUUUUAUGAGAAUAUUAAAAAAAAUCUAAGUACCUUCCUUGUUGAGUUUACUCUUUUGAAAUCUAGUCUAUAUAAAGAUGGAAUUUAUCACUGGAACUAGUUCACUGUAUUAUCCAGUUAUACAGAUGAGAUUUUAAACUAGCAAAAGCUUUCUGAAAAGAACAAAAGAACAAAUUGUGUGGCUGCUGUAUGUCUGUUCCUAUGGAAAGGUGCAAAAUUAUAAAAGUAAUAUAUCCACUUAAACUGUAACAAUAAGCACUUGAGAUUUUUAUAUGUUGUUUGGAUUUAUGCUGCUUCUAAAUAAACACUGUACUAGUUGUCUUAUAA